UGAUGCUCCCCAGAGUUCGGCAUAUGACUUCAACCAUAUUCCCGAAUCAUUUGAACCUCUCUCUACAUCGACUUCACCUAUAACAGAAUGUAUACUCAACCCCUUAAGAAUUUGAAUGUGUUCAUUUCCGCAACUGUCUUCACCCAAGGACUCCUCAGGACUCAUCCCACCGACCUUCUUCUCUCAACUUCCACCACCGAUAUUCCAAUACAGGAUUAUGGAUAGCGAUAAUGAAGAGAGGCUUCAGAGUUCAGAAGUAGAAGGUAAAAAUGCUUUGAAAGGGAGGAUUUGGGAAGAAUCAAAGAAGACAUUGAGGAUUGCAUUCCCAACUAUGUUAUUUAGGGUGGCUUCAUUUGGAAUGGCUGUUGUGACACAAUUGUUUGUUGGUCACUUUGGUCAGAUAGAACUUGCUGCAUAUGCACUUAUUCAAACCAUCCUUGUACUUUUUGUAAGCGGGGUCUUGCAGGGGAUGUCAAGUGCAACCGAAACUCUUUGUGGGCAAGCAUUUGGAGCAAAACAAUACCACACGAUGGGUAUCUACUUGCAACGGACAUGGAUUGUUAAUCUUAUUGCUGCCAAAAUUAUGUUACCUCUAUUCAUCUUUGCAACACCCAUAUUCAGAUUACUUGGCCAAGCAGAGGAGAUAUCAACAGUAGCUGGAAAAAUCUCUGUGUGGUUCAUUCCCUAUGUCUACUAUCUUCUUUUCAGCAGGACCAUCCAAAGGUAUUUACAAGCUCAGCUCAAGAACAUGGUUAUUGGAUGGCUUUCUGCUUUCUCAUUUGUGUUUCAUGUGCUCUUGUCCUGGAUCUUUGUGAGUAAACUGAAGUUAGGAAUUCCUGGAGCAAUGAGUGCAUUGAACAUAUCUAGUUGGUUAGUGGUCAUCUCUCAGUUUGUCUAUGUGCUUGGAGGUUGGUGUCCAGAAACAUGGAAAGGAUUCACCACUGCUGCCUUUGCUAACCUACUGCCUGUUAUAAAGCUCUCAAUAUCCUCUGGUGUGAUGCUUUGCUUAGAGUUAUGGUAUGGUGCUAUCAUACUCUUAUUGGCAGGAUAUCUGAAAAAUGCAACAGUUGCCAUAGCUGCAUUCUCAAUUUGCCUCAAUAUUAGUGCAUGGGCACUUAUGUUCUUCCUUGGCUUCCUAGGUGCCGUAUGUGUGCGGGUAUCAAAUGAGCUGGGGAAAGGAAAUGCCAGAGCUGCAAAAUUUGCUAUUAAAGUCAGUUCAAGUAUUUCAAUUUGUAUUGGAGUGCUCUUUUGGAUUUUGUGUUUUGUCUUUGGACAAAAUUUUUCAUACUUGUUUACUAGUAAUAAGGAAGUAGCAGAAACUGUUUCAAGUCUCUCCGUUCUUCUUGCUUUCUCAGUCUUGCUUAAUAGUGUUCAGACAGUACUCACAGGUGUGGCUGUCGGUGCUGGUUGGCAAGGUGUGGUUGCAUUUGUCAAUGUUGGUUGCUUAUAUAUUCUUGGGAUUCCAUUAGGAGUUUUGCUUGCUUAUGUGGCUCAUCUCUCAGUUAGGGGUAUGUGGAUUGGAAUGCUUUUUGGAGUGGCCAUGCAGUCGCUUGUGCUUUUCUACUUGACAUGGAGAACUAAUUGGGAUGAGCAGGUUAGAAAAACAGCCAAGCAUCUCAACAAGUGGUCCUUGAAGCCUCCAGAAGAACCCAACCAGAACCCCCCUCAAGCCUAAAGGAAUGAACUAUUCACUAUUCUCUUCUCAAGAAUAUGGCAGAAGGAAUGAAUUACAUAAGAAGUUACAUCAGAACUACAUAUAGUAACCCAUUAAAUGAAUCUCAGGUGUAAUUGGAUAUUAUAGUAUCUGCUCAAUAUUCUGGCUCUUUGAUAAUAAUAGUAAUCGUUUCAUA
Vitis riparia (riverbank grape) is the source of this 1850-nucleotide messenger RNA. RefSeq names its product protein DETOXIFICATION 24-like. Gene Ontology annotation, biological process: xenobiotic detoxification by transmembrane export across the plasma membrane. The transcript has 9 exons. Gene Ontology annotation, molecular function: xenobiotic transmembrane transporter activity; antiporter activity. The coding region runs from base 116 to 1675 and encodes 519 amino acids. The record is from RefSeq and is a predicted model, not a curated record. Gene Ontology annotation, cellular component: membrane. NCBI's taxonomy places the organism in Eukaryota, Viridiplantae, Streptophyta, Magnoliopsida, Vitales, Vitaceae.